Messenger RNA from Cylicocyclus nassatus, 537 nucleotides. The record is from the annotation of a GenBank genome assembly. NCBI's taxonomy places the organism in Eukaryota, Metazoa, Nematoda, Chromadorea, Rhabditida, Strongylidae.
CUGGUUGCCUCAAUCGUAUUCGUAGUGUGCUCUCCAGCAGUUUUCAUCUCCUGAACUGUCCUUUUUCAUCAACUGUAAGAAUAUACGUUAUGAGACUUAUGGUCUACUUGGCUGGACAAGCAAUCCUACUUGCGAUUACCGAUAGCGCCAUUGUUGGCGUGAGAUUUAACUUGGUGUGUCGGCUCCAACGGAAUAGACGACUUCGUAAGGAUCACCGUCUAUGGGUGCAUGCGUUUCUCAUGGAGCGGGAUAGAUGGUCACAAGAUGAUCUUCUGAGACAAAGGGAAAGAAGAAAUCGCGACAAUAAUCCUCGAAUGAGUUUCAGCAUGUAUAGUGGAGAUGUUAGCGACGGAUUUGCCGACAACUAUUUGGAAGUGUAUCUUGAUAUUGUACACAACUGUGUGAAACAUCAUAGAGUGGACAGUAAGACAAAGACAAUUGAAGUGGGAGAUUUUCGAGUGAGCAAUUCAGAACCUUCUCUCGUAGAUCUUGGGACAAUCUAUCUUCCAUAGUUUGCGAUGUGCUAAUAAGUAAUGC